CUGAACUUCUUCGAAACGAAACUGGUACUUAUGUUUGAAGUGGAUCGAGAUAAAAAAAAACAUUUCUGGAAAAUAGAACAACUGAUUUAUGACCGUUUAGAUUGUAUUUGUAAAACACAACAAUUAAAAAGUUUGUAACACAGUGUGUAAGGCGACAGGAUGCCGAAAGUAAUUAAUAGGAUCGAUGAAAGGAAAUUACUGCAAUUAGCUGGCAAGAUGGGAGAUCAGUUCAUAGCUAUUGCAGGAGAACUUUACUUUACAUUAGCUGAAAUUGAAACAUUUGAAGCUAGCAAAAGUGAUCCAAAGUCAUCCAGAUUUAAAGCAUUGGUUAGCUGGCAGAACGGAUUGUCUGAGGGUGAUGCGCAACAGAUCCUGGCAAAGGCGAUGAGGAAUGGAGGAAGAAGUGACCUCGCUGAAACAGUUGAGAAGUGGGAGAUAAACUUUGAUAACAAAGGUGAUGGAGCAGCAAGGAGCGGUUAUAAAUAUCCCAACAAGUUUGACAUGUUUGACGUGACCUGUUACUAUUGUGGCAAAGAAGGGCAUUACAGUUCUACAUGCUAUUCGCUUAAAUGGAGGAAACGAAAAUUAGCUAAUGUUCGUCGACAGAUUUAUUUAAAAUACAGGAAAUUCCCUGUAGGGAGAAGUUUAGCAACGUCGUCAGAAAUCUGUUACAGAUG
Owenia fusiformis is the source of this 677-nucleotide messenger RNA. NCBI's taxonomy places the organism in Eukaryota, Metazoa, Annelida, Polychaeta, Sabellida, Oweniidae. The record is from the annotation of a GenBank genome assembly.